This is a messenger RNA of Gracilinanus agilis (Agile Gracile Mouse Opossum), 3198 nucleotides long. RefSeq names its product transmembrane O-mannosyltransferase targeting cadherins 3 (gene TMTC3). Gene Ontology annotation, cellular component: endoplasmic reticulum. Gene Ontology annotation, molecular function: mannosyltransferase activity; protein binding. The record is from RefSeq and is a predicted model, not a curated record. Gene Ontology annotation, biological process: protein O-linked glycosylation via mannose. Bases 10 to 2748 code for a protein of 912 amino acids. The transcript has 13 exons. Lineage: Eukaryota; Metazoa; Chordata; Mammalia; Didelphimorphia; Didelphidae.
GUGGAAACAAUGGCUGUUAGCCUAAAAGAAAUCGGCUUAAUAGUCGGUGUGGUUAUAGCCUGCUAUUGGAAUAGCCUCUUUUGUGGUUUUGUUUUUGAUGAUGUUUCAGCAAUAUUGGACAAUAAAGAUUUACAUCCUUCUACACCUUUAAAAAACUUAUUUCACAAUGACUUCUGGGGAACCCCUAUGUCUGAGGAAAGAAGUCACAAAUCUUACCGUCCUUUAACAGUUUUGACAUUUCGUUUAAACUAUUUAUAUAGUGAGUUAAAACCAGUGUCCUAUCACCUGCUAAAUCUGAUUUUUCAUGCUGUGGUUAGUGUGGUCUUCCUUAGAGUCUGCAAAUUGUUUCUGGACCCCAGAAGUAGUAUAAUUGCCUCCUUGAUGUUUGCUGUGCACCCUAUACACACAGAAGCGGUAACAGGUGUUGUAGGAAGAGCAGAACUUUUAUCAUCAAUUUUUUUUUUAACUGCAUUUUUGUCAUAUACAAAAUCUAAAGGUCCAAAUAAUACCAUAGUAUGGACCCCAAUUGCAUUGACUGUUGUUCUGGUAGCUGCUGCCACAUUAUGUAAAGAGCAAGGAGUCACUGUUGUGGGGAUAUGCUGUGUCUAUGAAGUAUUCAUAGCUCAAGGAUAUACCUUGCCAUUAUUAUUUACUACUGCUAUGCAGAUUCUUCGUGGAAAGGGUAGUAUUCCUUUUUCUCUGCUGCAGAUACUGCUAAAACUCAUUGUCUUAAUGUUCAGCACGUUAUUACUUGUUGUGAUCAGAGUCCAGGUUAUUCAAUCUCAGCUUCCAGUAUUUACCAGGUUUGACAAUCCAGCUGCUGUAAGCCCAACUCCUACAAGGCAAUUGACUUUUAACUACCUCCUUCCUGUAAAUGCGUGGCUUCUAUUUAAUCCCUCAGAACUGUGCUGUGAUUGGACAAUGGGAACAAUACCACUUAUAGAGUCCUUUUUAGAUAUUAGAAAUCUUGCCACAUUUAUUUUCUUUUGCUUUUUGGGGUCACUUUUGGUAUUCAGUGUUCGAUAUCCUGGUCAUUCUUCUAAAACUGUGUUAAUGGCACUCUGUUUAAUGGCAUUGCCAUUUAUUCCUGCAUCAAACCUCUUUUUUCCAGUUGGAUUUGUGGUUGCAGAGCGAGUGUUGUAUGUGCCUAGCAUGGGAUUCUGUAUUUUAGUCGCUCAUGGAUGGCGGAAAUUAUCUAAAAGACAUGUGUUAAAGAAGCUGUCUUGGGUUUGUCUGUCUAUAGUAGUGAUCACUCAUGCCUUAAAGACACUUCACAGAAACUGGGAUUGGGAAUCUGAGUAUACCUUGUUUAUGUCUGCCUUAAAGGUAAAUAAAAAUAAUGCAAAGCUGUGGAAUAAUGUGGGUCAUGCUUUGGAAAAUGAAAAGAAUUUUGAGAGAGCCUUAAAAUAUUUCUUACAGGCAACACAUGUUCAGCCGGAUGAUAUUGGGGCCCACAUGAAUGUAGGAAGAACUUAUAAAAAUUUAAAUAGAACCAAAGAAGCUGAGGAAUCUUACAUGAUUGCUAAAUCACUGAUGCCACAAAUCAUUCCAGGUAAAAAAUAUGCUGCACGAAUUGCUCCCAAUCAUUUAAAUGUUUAUAUCAACCUUGCUAACUUGAUUCGCGCAAAUGAAUCUCGACUGGAAGAAGCAGAUCAGUUGUAUAGACAAGCAAUUAGCAUGCGGCCAGAUUUCAAACAGGCCUAUAUUAGCAGAGGAGAAUUACUUUUAAAAAUGAACAAACCUCUUAAAGCAAAGGAGUCAUAUCUUAGGGCAUUGGACCUUGACAGAUCCAAUGCAGACCUUUGGUACAAUUUGGCAAUUGUGAAUAUUGAACUAAAAGAAUCAACUGAAGCCCUACGAAACUUUGACCGGGCUUUGAAGAUGAAUCCUAAUCAUAAACUAGCACUAUUCAAUUCUGCCUUGCUCAUGCAAGAAUCAGGUGAAGCUAAAGUUAGGCCUGAAGCAAAGAAACGACUGCUCAACUAUAUAAAUCAAGAACCCCAUGAUGCAAAUGGAUACUUCAAUUUGGGGAUGCUUGCAAUGGAUGACAAAAAGGGUAGUGAAGCAGAGAUGUGGAUGAAGAAGGCCAUAAAGCUGCAAGCAGGCUUCCGAAGUGCUUUGUUCAACUUGGCUCUUCUGUAUUCUCAGUCUUCAAAGGAAUUAAUGGCUUUGCCUGUUCUAGAUGAGCUCCUUCGAUACUACCCUGAUCAUAUCAAAGGUCUCAUUUUAAAGGGAGACAUUCUGAUGAAUCAAAAGAGAGAUAUACUAGGAGCAAAGGAGUGUUUCGAAAAGAUUGUAGAAAUGGAUCCAAACAAUGUACAAGGUAAACACAAUCUUUGUGUUGUUUAUUUUGAGGAGGGAGACUUAUUAAAAGCAGAAAAGUGCCUCCUUGAGACACUUGAUUUAGCACCACAUGAAGAAUAUAUACAUCGUCAUUUGAAUAUAGUGAGAGUUAAAAUUUCCUCCGCUGGUGGUGGAGAACGGUUAUUUCUUCCACCAACUGGGACCACACGUGUGGAAGGAGGUAAAAAACCUCCAUUUGAAAACUUAGAAGAAAGUGAACAUAAAUCUACCCAGACAAUGAAAAAUGAUAAUAAUGAAAGUAGGUCUAAAUCGAACAUGCAAUUAGAAGAAAAUACAGACAAAGAAAAUAAAAAAACAACAAAAGAAAUCAGUGACAUUGAAAAGAAAAGAGUUGCUGCUUUAAAAAGACUAGAAGAGAUUGAACGUAUUUUAAAUGGUGAAUAACCUUAUUCUUUAUCAUGAUAACAGUGCUAUGGAAAAUAUUUUAACCUAUGGCAUUUAAAUUAAUUUUGCUCAAACUGGGUGCUUUGAAAAGUGGAAAGAAUAUGUAACAACAUAUAACAAGUUGUUUAUCAGUGGAAAAUUUUAUGUAUUGUGAGGUUCUUUUGAAUAUGAAAAAAGUAUAUUAAAUCAAGAAUGAAGAAAUCAUGAUUUUUAAAGCCCAAAGGAAAUGCCUGAUGGCAAAAAAUUUUCAGAUGGGUAUUUUCAGAAAGUACUACAAGGACUAGAUGGGGAUCCCACAGAACAGUUCCAGUAUGUGCAGCUCUAUUCCCUGCAACUCUUUUUGUAUUUUCCUAUUUCUUGUGAAUUUCAGUCUUCCCCCAGUGGAAUCUGACUAUGGAUGAAAAACAUUACUUGACCAUACAUAUAUAUAUAUUUUUUAUUAUUAUCACU